Molecule: messenger RNA, 864 nt
Organism: Plasmodium malariae
Lineage: Eukaryota; Apicomplexa; Aconoidasida; Haemosporida; Plasmodiidae
Product: fam-l protein
Exons: 2
Coding region: 1-864 (287 amino acids)
Source: RefSeq, a predicted model, not a curated record
AUGAUGGAAAAAAGUAUUAAGAUACCAUUAUUUAUUAAAAUUUCUUUGUUUAUCUUUUUAAAUUGGACAUGUCAUUUUAAUAAUGAUGUGUGUAAGCCUAACAAAAAUUUGGAAAAUAAUUACAUUCUUGGUAAAAAAUUAUCACUGAAGUCUUAUAGAAUACUAGCAAGAAGUAAAGAGUUUAGGGGUUCAUGUUAUGUAGCUUUGAAUCAAAAUUUAAAAGAUAAUAAAAUACAGGAAGAAAAAUACUUUUUUAAUAACCAAAAAGGUUUUCUAGAAAAAAGGAAACAAUUAAAUGGAAGUUUGUCAAAGAAUGAAAGAUGCAAUAAAAAAGUUAUGAAAAAUAAUUAUAAUAUAUUUGAAACAAAAAAAUAUUCUCGUCUUGAAAAAAAAAUAUUCAAAGAAUUGGAUUACAUAGAUUUUCUUAAAAACGACAGAAUAAUUAGCGAUAAGGUAUAUAAAAAAGUAAUACGUAAAAAAUUCGGAUUACGGAUUUUUAUACCUGUAUUGCUGUUAUUUAUUUUUUUACUAUCGAUCAUACUAGAUUUUUCUGGUUCUUAUGGACUUAGAAAUGGAUUGUUUCAGCUGUUUAAAAUUACUUCAUUACCGUGGCACGGGAAAAUAAAUGGAUUACUGCAUAAAUCACCUAUAGGUGAAUUUUUCAAGGGUGUGGUGAAAGAAUUUACUAAACAAUUGGGUAGUCAGACACAAAAAGUUAGAGUUAUAAAUUAUUCAGUGAAUUUUACGAACUUUUUAAUAUAUUUUAUACCUUUCAUUAUAUUAGGUGUCACACUUAUAUUAUGGGUUUUUUAUUAUCAUAAAAAAGUUAAGAAAUAUGAAAAGAUUAAAUAUGGGAAAAGAUAA